Monascus purpureus is the source of this 780-nucleotide messenger RNA. The record is from the annotation of a GenBank genome assembly. Lineage: Eukaryota; Fungi; Ascomycota; Eurotiomycetes; Eurotiales; Aspergillaceae.
AUGUCAACCUCACUGUCCUACUACUCCACUUCCCCUCCUCGCUCUUCCAACCCUCACUUCGACUACCUCUCCCGGAGACGACAGCAGAAGAAAAUGAGUCUCACACAGACCUACUAUCUCGCCCACACCGCCCGGAAGAAGCUCACCACCCAGGCUGCCCGGGCGGAUCACGACCUGCGUCUCCUUGUUGGCCAUGCCAAUCUUCUUGACACCCUGAUGCUCGAGCUCUCCGAUGCAGAACACGAGCAGGAGCGCUGGUUCAACCAGACCGUCAGCGGCGCCUCCCAGGAGGAACCCCAGCACCGGGAAUCGGUUGUUGAGGACCCUGAGGACGACUGGAACCUCGAGGACAUCUCCGACGCGGACUCGGACGUCAGCGAUGACUCUUACUACGACGAGGAAGACUUCCUGGUCAACACUCUUUCCGCUCCCAUCCCGUGCACGCGUACUUCUUCGUCUCCAUCUAUGGGGCCCAUUGUGACCGAGCAAGAAGUCGAUGAGGAUUCCGAUUCGGAGUUUGAGGAAGAUGAUCUGGAGGAUCUGGAGGAACUUGUCCUGACGCGGACGCCAUCACGACAGCACCCGCCGGAACUGGCCUCGGAUUCUGACGAGGAGUCGGACGAGGACCAGCCACCGACUCCGACGCAGAUGAUCUACAACUCGUUCGAUAUCAAGCAGGCUGUCGGAACGACCAAGCUGGCACUGCCGGAUUCGGACCAGUCUGCCUUGCUGGAACGAUAUGUCUCGCGUCCGGAGGGCGCGGUGAUCGAAGCUUUUUGA